CUGGAAAGACUCUCUGAAUAAGCUCAUAUUCGCUUAUAACUGCACACGUAACAGGCUUUUCCCCAUUUUAUCUAUUGUAUGGCCGCUCUCCAAGAUUACCUAUUGACAUGUUGUUCAGUUUGCCCACAGAAGAUGGAAGUCGCAGCCAGAGUGACUAUGUUGAAAUGUGGAAGCAAGGAAUGCAGGAGGCAUAUGCUAUCGCAAGAGAAAAUGCACACAAAUCUGCUCAGCGGAAUAAGAGGAUGUAUGAUACUAAGGUGAGGAGUUCAGUGUUGUGUCCAGGGGACCGUGUGUUAAUCCGAAACAUGACCCCUCGUGGUGGAACUGGAAAAUUAAGGAAUCACUGGGAAGACACCAUCCAUACUGUAGUCCGUCAAGUGGGAGAGGAUGUUCCCAUUUAUGAGCUGAGACCUGAACAUGGGAAAGGAAAAACCAGGAUUCUGCAUCGAAACCUCCUCUUACCUUGCGAUCACCUACCGCUGGAAGCUGAAGUACGCCCACCUGUGAAACCAAAAAAGAAAACUACAGUAGCUGAUAAAGUCAGAGAGGAGUCAGAGGAAGAGGAUGAUGAUGAGGAUUACUAUUUUGUGCCACCUCAGACCUUUGCUCAACCACCAAAAUCAGUGAGAGAGAUUCCUGUCAUGGCAGCUGAUGUGAUUCAACCAGAUCUAAAUGAACACGCAGCAGAGCAACCUCUGAUAAAACAUAGUGAUGAUAACUCAACAGAUAACCAGGAUGUCCGGGACAACAUCGCAUGAGACUGGGGAGGAAACAUCACUGCCAUCAGUGGAUAGCACACACGAAGUAGAGUUGGAGACCAGACCUCAGCGGCCGCAGAGACAACGUAGGCCACCAAAGACCUUCAGCUAUGAUAAAAUUGGAACCCCAUCCUGCUACAGUCUUGCUGCAUUUCCCUCUUAUGUAAUGAUGUUGAGGACAACAUCUAAUUUUGAGGGGAAGUAUGUGACAGAUGGGAAUAAUGCGUUUUACCAGUAAGUCAUUACACAUAUGAUCUGAUGAAAGUUUGUGUCCUUGCAUCUUUCAUUCAAUUAUUCCCCUUUUCAGGGCUUUACGUGUGUGUGUGUGUGUGUGCGUGCGUGCGUGCGUGCGUGUGUGUACAUGGUUACACUACAUUGUCCCCACAAAGUAGGAGAUCUCAGGUUUUACUAUCCCUUUAUUAUACUUGAGACCUUUGAAGCUCAAGGCAGCAUAGAAGUAAUCCAUAGUGGUUUAAUCAAUGUUUUCUGAAGCGAUGCAAUCACAUUGGGUGAGAAACAGAUCAAUAUUUCAAUACUUUUUACUAUAAAUCUUCAGAUGUAGUAAAUAAGGACUUAAAUAUUUAAAUGUUUCUCAUCCACACCUAUCAUAUUGCUUCUGAAUACAUAGAUUUAACCACUGGGAUUAUAAGGAUAACUUUUAUGCUGCCUUGAUGUGAUUUAUGGUCACGCUUCACUUGCAUUGUAUGGACUAACAGAGCUGAGAUAUUCUUCUAAAAAUCUUUGUGUUCUUCAGAAGAAAGAAAUUCAUACAUAUCUGGGAUGGCAUGAGGGUGAG
This is a messenger RNA of Xyrauchen texanus (razorback sucker), 1554 nucleotides long. RefSeq lists its product as uncharacterized. The record is from RefSeq and is a predicted model, not a curated record. NCBI's taxonomy places the organism in Eukaryota, Metazoa, Chordata, Actinopteri, Cypriniformes, Catostomidae. The transcript has 2 exons. Bases 108 to 758 code for a protein of 216 amino acids.